AUGGUGAAGGAAGAGUUGGCAGCAGUAGCGCAUCCAUUGUUCGCAUUAGAGCGCCUGGGGCCAUUUCCUCGUGGAUGGAAGGACAGUAACCCCGAUGGUAACUCCAAGGUUACGGUCGCUCAAAGCCGUCUUCUGGCUCAAAUGCCCAUGUCUGCGCCUCGCCAGGAGCUCGUUCCAAAGCGGAAUUCUAUAGUGAGAGACCCAUUGAAGAUCCAGUACGAGUUCCGAGCUGUGGACGUCUCUAGGACAGGAGCUGACGCGGGAUUCAGCAGUGCACUAACCAAACAGGACGAAUACGCUCGUGGGAAGAUGAGUAACAAGCCCUUCUCCCCUGGAGGAGACUCACUGGCGGAAUUAGAGACGGAGAAGCUCGAACAAGAGCUGAGUCCCAUGCAGAAGCUGCUACUGAAGGAAGAGGAGCAGAAGCGGAACCUAUUGGUGCUAGGAGAAGGCCAAGAUGUCGACGAAACGUUGCUAGAGAGUCUGGUGUUUGAUGUGCCAGGGAUUAACGGCUGCUUAACUGCUGAAGAUGUUAAGAACAGGGAGACAAAGGAGGUGGAGCAAGUCACCGAGGUGGAAAACGUCGGAGAGAACCCGAAAAACCUGCUAAAACCGUACUUUGAAGCGGUGGCGGAUCCAGAUCACGUGGCAGCCAUCCGUAGUGCUGUACUGGACGAGAAAGCCGCCAAUGCUAUGCGGCAGAACGAUGACAACACGACAGUCGGACUGGACCAAUUGUUACGCGAGAUGGAGGACGACGGAGAGCUCAUGGAGCUAGGAUUCUCAGUUGAGGACGCCGAGGAGGAAGAUGGCAGCACUCAGGCACAUACUGAAGAUAUUGAGGCAGUGGGAACAGCUGAUAAGAGCGUCAAGGCGGCGUCUGGUGAGGUAGAAUCGUCUACUGACGAUGAUAGCAUUGAAGACCCGGAGACGGCAUUGGAGACGAUUCUGGACGCUGCUUCAGAGUCGAGUACACUGACAUUACAGAAGAGAACUAGCCCCACGUCCGAGUGGGCCAGUAUGGCGAGUGUUGACGUGCGGAACUUCCACGAGAAGGUCCCUGAGAUGGCCAUGAAGUACGAGUUCGAGCUGGAUGUGUUCCAGAAAGAGUGCGUCAUUCAUCUGGAACGCCACGAGUGUGUUUUCGUGGCUGCGCACACGUCUGCAGGCAAGACUGUGAUCGCAGAAUACGCCAUCGCAAUGUCCCAAAGGCACAUGACGCGCACCAUCUACACGUCGCCUAUUAAGGCCCUGUCCAAUCAGAAGUACCGCGACUUCCGCUCCAAGUUUGGACCCGAUAAUGUCGGACUUAUUACCGGUGACGUCAGUAUCAAUCCGGACGCGAGUUGUCUCGUUAUGACGACGGAAAUCUUGCGCUCGAUGCUGUAUCGCGGCGCUGACAUUAUUCGGGAUAUCGAGUGGGUGAUCUUUGACGAGAUCCACUACAUCAACGACAGUGAACGUGGUGUCGUAUGGGAGGAAGUGAUCAUCAUGCUGCCUGAACAUAUCGGGAUGGUUUUCCUCUCAGCGACGACGCCGAAUCAUUUGGAGUUCUCGGACUGGAUUGGGCGUACAAAGAAGCAGAAGAUCCAUGUGAUCUCCACUUACAAGCGGCCUGUCCCUCUCCAACACUUCCUGUAUGCUGGUAAAGAGCUCUUCAAGAUAUACGACGCUACCUCUGGAUAUCUGCCAAAUGCUCAUGGUGCAGCUAAGAGCAAGCUCUUCCCGAUGUCAGACAAGUCAAAGGCUGGUCGAGGUGGCGGGGCCGUCGCUCGUGGUGGCGGCAGUAGUGCCAAUGUCCGUAGUAUCCGCACAUCAGGAGGUGACCAGGGCGAGUGGACCAAGUUGAUCAACACUCUAAAGGACAAGGCGUUGCUGCCAGUGGUGGUCUUUGCCUUCAGUAAGCGUCUGUGCGAGGAGAGCGCUAGUAAGUUAGCCAAGCUUGACCUGAGUACUCCAUCCGAGCGGUCAGAGAUUCACCUCUUCCUGGAGACGAGCGUCCAGCGCUUACAGGGAUCCGACCGUGAGUUACCGCAAGUGUUGACCAUGAAGGAGAUGCUGAAACGCGGUAUUGGCGUCCACCACGGUGGCUUACUCCCGAUCAUCAAGGAGAUGGUCGAGAUCUUGUUUGGUCGCGGUCUCGUCAAGGUUCUCUUCUCGACCGAGACGUUCGCGAUGGGUGUCAACAUGCCUGCGCGUACAGUCGUCUUCAACGGCAUUCGCAAGCACGACGGCAAGAACUUCCGUGAUCUUGUCCCAGGCGAGUACACGCAGAUGGCUGGACGUGCUGGUCGUCGUGGGCUGGACUCGGUUGGUACCGUGAUCAUCGCGUGCUGGAACGACGUCCCGGAGGCCACGUCGCUGAGAACGAUGCUGGCAGGAAAGGCCACGUCGCUCUCGAGUCAGUUCCGCUUGACGUACAAUAUGAUGUUGAACCUCCUGCGCGUGGAAGUGCUGACAGUUGAAGACAUGAUGAAGCGCUCGUUCUCCGAGUUCCACACGCAGAAAGCCCUCGCUUCGAAGAACCUCCCACAGUUGAUUCAUAAGGGCAAGACGUUGUUGCAGCAGCUGGAGCGGUCACUUGUAGAAGACUACCCGCAUCUCGAAGCUAGUGGCGAGUUGGCUCAGAUGCAGGCGUUCUACCAACUCAAACGGGACAAGCGAGAGCUGGAGAAGAAGCUGACGAAGUGGCUACUGGCGAACAACCUCCAAGCGGCCAAGAACGCGAUUGCUCCUGGACGUGUCGUACUUGUCAACGUCAAGGGGCUUUCAUCGGACCACUUGGCGCUUGUGGUGCGGACAACUGCAGCCGUGGUGGGCGAGGGCACUGCAAGAUCCAAGCUGGCGUUUGAGACGGAACUGCCGAGCUCAGGGACGAGGGAUGCAGCGCAGAGACGAGUCUUCAAGUCGAUCAUGGUCGUCACUCUGUGCUCCGACGACUACGAGCCUCCGAAAGUGGAGAUACCGUCCGAGACCAAGAAGAAGAAUCUCCACGCUUUGACGGGUGGACGGAUGCUUCGUAGCAAGAAAGACGACGACGAUCGUAUGUUUGGACGCAUGGGGAAGAAGGACACAGCGGACAGUCAGGAGAGUGCCGAGCUCACUGCACCGUCGACUGGGACGCUGCUGGGCAGGAAGUAUGCUGUUCUGGAGGUGCCCGAGAGCUGCGUGGAGAGUGUGACGUCGCUUGUAGCUUCCAGUAUCAACACCAAGACGCUGGUGGCUUCCUCGUCCAAGAAGGAACUCGCUAGUAGCAUCGAGUUCCUCACGCAACUCGACAAGGACGCAGCAGCGACGCAGAAGGCAGCGAUCCCGUACGUCGACUUGAUGAGAGAGCUCAAGGUGAACGACCUAGAAGUCGCCACGGGCUACACGCAAUGGCAGCAGCUCUACUCGCUGGUUGUGAGUCAUCCGUGCGCUACCGACUCCCCGUCCGUGUCUCGUGUGAUGAAGAAAGUGGACAAGAUGUUCAAACUCCAGGCCUAUCUGGUGCGUAUGACUCGACAGCUGUCGAACGAUUCGCUGUCGCUCUUUCCAGACUUCCAGCAACGUCUGAGUGUGUUGAAACGACUUGGCUACAUCUCGGACGACGGCGUCGUGCAAGUGAAAGGACGAGUGGCGUGUGAGAUCAACACGUGCGAGGAGCUGGUGCUGACCGAGAUGAUCUUCGAGAACGUGUUGGCGACGCUCGAGCCGGAGGAGAUCGUGGCGGUGCUGUCGGCUCUCAUCUUCCAGGAAAAGUCCCAGUCCGAGCCAACACUCACGCCCACGUUGGAGACCACGCGCGAGGUGGUCAAGAACAUCGCCGAGUCGCUGGGCCUCAUCCAGUUGGAGCAGCGUCUUGAGAUCGACCCUGCCGUCUACUGCAAAGGAGCGCUCAACUUUGGAUUGAUGGAGGUGGUGUACGAGUGGGCUCGAGGCAUGCCCUUCAAGCAGCUGUGCGAGCUCACAGACGUGCAGGAAGGCUCCAUCGUGCGCUGUAUCACGCGUCUGGACGAGGUUUGUCGUGAAGUGCGCAACGCCGCACGAGUCAUCGGAGACCCGCAGCUCUAUCGCAAGAUGGAAGUCGCCUCCGAAGCCAUCAAGCGAGAUGUCGUGUUCGCGAGCAGUUUGUACCUGUCUUAA
Messenger RNA from Phytophthora infestans T30-4, 4125 nucleotides. RefSeq names its product DEAD/DEAH box RNA helicase, putative. NCBI's taxonomy places the organism in Eukaryota, Oomycota, Peronosporomycetes, Peronosporales, Peronosporaceae. Gene Ontology annotation, cellular component: Ski complex. The transcript has a single exon. The coding region runs from base 1 to 4125 and encodes 1374 amino acids. The record is from RefSeq and is a predicted model, not a curated record. Gene Ontology annotation, biological process: nuclear-transcribed mRNA catabolic process, 3'-5' exonucleolytic nonsense-mediated decay. Gene Ontology annotation, molecular function: ATP binding; RNA helicase activity; RNA binding.